Vollenhovia emeryi is the source of this 2383-nucleotide messenger RNA. RefSeq names its product N-acetylglucosamine-1-phosphotransferase subunits alpha/beta (gene Gnptab). The transcript is spliced from 7 exons. The record is from RefSeq and is a predicted model, not a curated record. NCBI's taxonomy places the organism in Eukaryota, Metazoa, Arthropoda, Insecta, Hymenoptera, Formicidae. Gene Ontology annotation, biological process: N-glycan processing to lysosome; carbohydrate phosphorylation. The coding region runs from base 74 to 2311 and encodes 745 amino acids. Gene Ontology annotation, cellular component: Golgi apparatus. Gene Ontology annotation, molecular function: UDP-N-acetylglucosamine-lysosomal-enzyme N-acetylglucosaminephosphotransferase activity.
GUGCUGUGCGCUCUGUGCGCAAUAGUGCGCAGCCGCAGCGCCGCAUGGUCUCGCUCGUUGAUCAACCAUAGCGAUGCUAAUUGCAUCUAACGUCUUUAUCAAUAUAAUGAGCACAUGGAAGUUGAUACAGCGACGGUGUUACGACUUGCUUUCGUAUAAGUACUCAUUGCUUGUGAUACUGGUGGCGUUUACUUGCAUAUUCAUCGGCAUAGUGCACUUUGGAGAGGUUAGAAUGGUAUGGUUAAUAUGGAGCAAAGAAAAGUAUGAGGCGGUCUUUCACUCCUUCAACGACAAUAUCCUCGGGAAGUCCUUCCAAAAGAAAUUGUGCCAACACGUCCCCAUAGACGUGGUUUACACCUGGGUGAACGGAUCUGACCCGGCAUUUUUAGAGAAUCUCCAGAGGCAUGUCUCCGUCGUGGACCUCGGCGCUGCGGCCUCGAGAUUCAGUGACAAGGACGAGCUGCGUUACUCGCUGCGAUCGUUGGAAAUGUACGCGCCCUGGGUGCGGCACGUUUAUAUUGUCACCAACGGCCAGAUACCGAGUUGGCUCGACAUGGACAAUCCCCGGAUGACCUUGGUCACUCACGAGGACAUUUUCCUAAACAAAAGUGAUUUACCAACCUUUUCUAGUCCUGCUAUUGAAAGUCAUAUUCAUAGGAUACCCGGAGUCUCCGACAAGUUCUUGUAUUUUAACGACGACGUCAUGCUGGGCGCCGAGAUAUGGCCGGAGGACUUUAUAACUCAGGCGGGCGGGCAGAAGGUAUACCUGGCGUGGUGGGUUCCCGACUGCUCCGAGAUCUGUCCAUGGGCGUGGGUCGGCGACGGGUCGUGCGAUCACGCUUGUAACACAACACUGUGCGAGUUUGACGGUGGAGACUGCCAGACGACUGAUGCCCCUAUAGAUAGUGAGGUGAUGGAAGAGGAGGACGAUUAUCCGUACAAGUAUCUGCAGGAUUCUCGUGAAAAUAACGAGCUGAAGCUAUUGAGCGUCUUACGUAAUAGAAAUGUCGCUCGUCCGUCGCGAAAGGAUGCGCUAAAAUCCACAGUUCAGUCGUCGCAUUCGUAUAAUCUCGGUACUACCUCCAAGCCGCUCCGUACGUUUCGCAAUCUCGGAAAUAGCAGUUCUAAGGACGUGCAAACGCAAGGUGUCAAAACUGACGGCGGGAGGAAUUAUAAGUCUUUAAGAAAUUUCAAGUCUGUAUAUUCCAAAUUCUUACACGCAAACGUCUCGAACAAAACUGCGUAUCGUAUCAAACGUUUGAAGCGUUAUCGCAAUAUGAAUGCGGUGCAGUCCAACAACUCUAUCAAGUUCGAUAAAUUUACAUAUCCAAACCAGUGGAAACGUAACGCACGAGGGUUGGACACCUAUGCGGAGUCCUUGUUAUAUGUCAAUAAGAUCUACAACGCCGUUUACGGCCUCGAACGAAGGAGAGUGCCGGCGCACAUGCCGCACUUAAUAGACAAGCGAGUCGUGAGUAGCAUGCAGGAAAAGUUCGUUGUUGAAUUUAAGAAAACGUCUAGUCACAAAGUGAGAGAUCCCGAGGACAUGCAGUUUGCAUUUUCCUACUUUUACUUUUUAUCCAGUGAGAAGCGACGAGUGCCCGUCGGGGAGAUAUUUGAGACGUUCGACACCGACAAAUCGCGCACUUGGUCGGACAGGGAGAUAAGGACGCUCUUAUCCAGACUGUACCCGCUGCCACUCGAUUAUAAUCUAGUCAUGGAAUUUGAAAACGAGAUCAUAAAUUGCUCGCGUCGCGCAAAUCUGGAAAUUGUUCGUGUUCCACCCGGAGAAAGGUAUCUGGACUCCACUCUUCCGGUGGUCUCCAAGGAGUUGAUAUUGAACUGCGAAUCAAUCUUCAGGAGGAUGCAAUCGAAAUUCGGCAAAGGUAACCGGUAUCCGCAUGAAAUAAUAAAGGCUGGCAAGAAUGAAAUUUUCGAGAUGUUGACCAGUAAUGUUUCCUUAACGGUACAGUUGCUCGACGAAAUUCGGAGAGAUCCGAAGAAGUUUAUCUGCUUGAACGACGACAUCGACCCCAUUCGACGUUCCGAAAACGAGAUUGUCCGCGCUCUGUUGAAUGAUUUUUAUCGCUCGCUGUAUCCGCUGCGAAGCACGUUUGAAUUGCCGUCGCAAUAUCGCAAUCGCUUCUCCCACCUACACGAACUCGUUGAGUGGCGAGCGAGUCGUGCGAAAGCUAGAAACCUAUUACUGUGCCUUCUGGCGUUACUUGUUAUGCUUACGUUCUAUCACGUACUCUAUCAUCACAUGCGCAGAUUGUGCAGAACUCGAGAAUUAUCUACAUUUCUAGCGUGAAUAAUUCCCACACAGCACAGAAAGUUCGCAGGAAGAUUGCAGAAAUGUUACAUUGCAAGAUUGCAAUAUUGC